Setaria italica (foxtail millet) is the source of this 821-nucleotide messenger RNA. RefSeq names its product 40S ribosomal protein S19. Gene Ontology annotation, biological process: ribosomal small subunit assembly; translation. NCBI's taxonomy places the organism in Eukaryota, Viridiplantae, Streptophyta, Magnoliopsida, Poales, Poaceae. The coding region runs from base 82 to 519 and encodes 145 amino acids. Gene Ontology annotation, cellular component: ribosome; cytosolic small ribosomal subunit. The record is from RefSeq and is a predicted model, not a curated record. Gene Ontology annotation, molecular function: RNA binding; structural constituent of ribosome. The transcript is spliced from 4 exons.
CGCCUCUCUGUCCUCCCCCCACGCCGCCGCAAAACCCUAGCGCCCCCGCAGCCGCAGCAGCGCGCCUCUUCCUUCCGCAGGAUGGCGACCUCGACGGCGCGCACGGUGAAGGACGUGAACCCCCACGACUUCGUUAAGGCCUACUCCGCCCACCUCAAGCGCUCCGGCAAGAUGGAGCUCCCAGAGUGGGUUGACAUCGUCAAGACUGCAAGGUUCAAGGAGCUCCCGCCUUAUGACCCUGACUGGUACUACACCCGUGCUGCCUCCAUUGCAAGGAAGAUCUACCUGAGGCAGGGCAUUGGUGUGGGCGGCUUUCAGAAGAUCUAUGGUGGGCGCCAGAGGAACGGCUCCCGGCCUCCGCACUUCUGCAAGAGCAGUGGUGCCAUUUGUCGGAACAUCCUUCAGCAGUUGCAGAAGAUGGGCAUAAUUGAUGUUGACCCCAAGGGCGGAAGGCUCAUCACCUCUGUGGGAAGGCGUGAUCUUGACCAAGUUGCUGGAAGAGUUGCUGUUGUCCCCUGAGCAUGUUAUAUCCUGUCGUUCAUGUCAUGUUUGGUAGCAGAGUUUGUCUAAAAUUUUGGAUGAGGGUAUCACCUGUUGCAUUUGUUGGCCGAAAGAAUUGGAUGUAGGAUGCAUCAAGUUAUGCCUUUGUUUCAUAUUUUCUGAACUAAGUUAGCUAUCUGUUAUGCAUAUGUAUAUGAACUCAUAGCGAUGACUGGUGCUGUCAGGUGGUUAUGGAAGUCUGCAAUUAUAUCCCUUUGUUAGUAAUCACAUCAGACUCAUUGAUUGCUAUAUAUCGAAGUGAUCUGAUUGUUCGUAUGGCA